AAUGAAACGUUACAACUGCAAAUGGUCACGUCUGCUAAGUUAAUUUUAGACAUAGAGUUACCGAAAAUACAACACACAUAUCUCGCAUACACGGUUAGCUAGCUGGGUAGGGUAGACGGAAUGUUUGUGUGCAAUUUUGCCAACUGACAUUCUCUUCAUUCUCUUCUGGUUUAGUUGGUGAUUUAAGUUCAAGGUGAGAUUAAUUGGUGAAGUCUGAAAGCUUAUGUAAGCGCCUUCAAUGGCUAAGGUGUUGUAUGUUCACUGUGGUUAACAUGGUGUAAGUUCUUUGUGGUUAACAUGGUGUAAGUUCUUUGUGGUCAACAUGGUGUAAGUUCUCUGUGGUUAACAUGGUGUAAGUUCUUUGUGGUUGACAUGAUGUAAGUUCUUUGUGGUUAACAUGGUGUAAGUUCUCCGUGGUUAACAUGGUGUAAGUUCUUUGUGGUUAACAUGGUGUAAGUUCUUUGUGGUUAACAUGGUGUAAGUUCUUUGUGGUUAACAUGGUGUAAGUUCUCUGUGGUUAACAUGUUGAAUGUUCACUGUGGUUAACAUACUGUAAUUUAUCUAUGGUUAACAUAUUGAAUGUUCACUGAAGUUUACAUGGUGUAAUUUAUCUAUGGUUAACAUAUUGAGUGUUCACUGAAGUUAACACGGUGUAUGAAGUUAUCUAUGGUUAACAUAUUGAAUGUUCACUGUGGUUAACAUUGUGUUAGUUAACUUUGGUUAACAUGUUACAUGUUCUCCUUGGUUAACAUGGAGAAAGUUCUCUAUAGUAGAUAGGGAGAAAGCAUCCCGUGGUUAACAUGUUGUAAGUUCUUUGUGGUUAACAUUAAUUGGAGAAAGUUCUAUGUUAACUAUGUUAAAGUUUUCUGUGGUUAACUUGAGGAUUUUUCUCUGUAGUUAAUUCUGAAUGGAGAAAUUUCUCUGCGGUUAACUUGGGGAAAGUUCAAGUGCCGUCUAAGGACCAGCUGUUCGAGUGUAAGAAAACGCUUCCCAUGAUAAGAACGAGAUUCGUGUGUUAUUGAGACAGAAAAAAAAGACUGUCUCAUUGUGUGGUGUGUUCAGGACAUGUGUGAAGGAAACUGUGUGUAUGGAAGUGUGUAGCACUGAUUGAUAAUAUGAUGGUGUUACACACAGCAUGACUCAUCUGCGGCCAAACUACUGGAACCAUAUUUAUUUAGAAUAGAUUUAUAUCGUAUUUAAUAUAUUCUAAGGUAAGUUAACGCUCUUAUACUUUGGCGUAACAUCACUAUUCGUAACAUCACUAUUCGUAACAUCACUAUUAGUAACAUCACUGUUAGUAACAUCAAUAUUAACCAUCUUCAAAAAAGCAAAUUCAAACAAAAACAAACACACGAAUGUCUCUCUCUUAUCUACAAUAGUCGGAGUAAAAUCGUAAAUGAAAUAACACUUAAAUAAACAACAUUGAAGUCAUUGUAACGUUUAACAAAUCUGAAACAAAACAUGUCUUCUUUACAUGUCACUGUAUUCUAUGAACAUCAUCCUAUCACUGGGACGAAUGUACAGUCAUCGUUAAACACAAAGGUCAUGGCAUGAUUUAUUAAGACAUCAAGUACAUAAUCAAUUCAUUACAACCACAUACAAUACAUUUGAAAACAACAACAACAACACGCUAAACCAUUUUGAUCUGAUUCGGGACCAGGCAUAGUUUUGUGGGCUCUAUUAUUAAACCUUUAUACACCCCCGGCCCCAGCACACGUGUGUUACAGUGGAACUCCGCUCUAUGUUCCGCCUCCUAUAAGAAGAGUACGCAUAUGAUCCAGCAGUCGUGGGGUGGCUCUCCAAAUCUCAUAAAUUCCUACUUGAAUUUUUUGUUUUUUCUUCACAGAGCUAAAAAAAAAAAAUUCCCUGCAACAUAAUCUAAAGGCUGAGACUAUUCGCACCCGGGCACCAGAAGCGAGAGGUUGGGAUUAAAAAACUAUUUAAAAUACUAUUGUUAGGUUUGUAAGACAAAAUGAGGUAUCAAAAUAAAAGAUAUUGAAUGGACUAUAUGUCUGUAAACUUACUUCUUCAGUUUAACUAAAAUGAACUACCAAAAAAUGACAUCCCGGGACACACGAAUUCACCCCCCCCCCCCAAAUAGCGACAAACGGCUUUGGUUUAAUUUGAGUAGAUUAUAAUUUAUUUCAUUUUUACAAAUAGUUAUAUUUAUGUUUAUGACUUAAAGCAUUGAUCGCUUUAUGGUAAAAUAGUGAACACGCUUCAUAAAGCUACAUUGUUCUCCGAAGAAUAUUAAUAAACUCUGUUAUGUAGACGACGUGUUUACGACAUUUUCCCCCGUGCUGUGAACUCUAGCAGACACUGGGCGUAGCUUAUUCCCUUUGAUCUUGUUUACCACAAACCAAUCUAUCGCCUGUUUUCUUGACACAAAUAUGGUAGUAAAUUGUACAAUAUUCGAGUCACUAAUACAAUGCGUAUUUGUACACCUAACCCCCCUGUACACCCCACCGCCUGUACCCCCACCCCCUGAACACCCAAACCCUGUACGCCCAAUCCCCUGUACACCCACCCCCUUUACACCCACCCCCUGUACACCCAGCCCCUGUACACCCAGCCCCUGUACACCCACCCCUUUACACCAACNACCCCCUGUACACCCACCCGCCGUGCACCCCCCCCCUGUACAGCCAACCCCAUGUAGCCACCACCCCCUGUAGCCCCCACCCCGUGUACACCCACCGAAGCUAAACUAAAUCUCUCCAGUUAGCAUGCGGCUCAUCAUGAUUGACUCCAUUUGACUUAAUCACACACUGGUGUGUAACGCGGUGCCCGUGUAUUCAGUGCACUCGAAAACACGUGUGGUGGCCUUGUGACUUGAUGAAAUGUUCUUAGAAUGAUGUCUGAAUGUAUAAGAACGUUCACCGCAAUGAGCGUGUCCAUCUAUUCUGUCCCUCUAUGAAAAACAAAUGCCCGUCUUAAAAAGAUAAAAUCAGUAUUUCAAUUUGCUCUUAUUGUGAUUUUCGUCAAGUCAGAAUCAUCGUUCUGAUCUCUUGGCAUCUUCUAACGUCUUCCAACAUUUUAACACAGCUAGUUUGGUGUUUAUUGGCGAGAUUAAAACCCCUUUAAACUAUUAAAUGGCAAUGUAAAUUUAUACAGAUCAUGUCGACAACCUCUGUAGAAUAUUUGUACGUUGGACGCGAACAAUUGUCUUAUAAGACUGCAACUGGAUUGCUUUUAAGUUAAGACCUUUUCCCCAUCACACUAGCCCACCGGGUGACAUAUGUUAAGGAGAAAUACAGAACAACAGAACAAGCAGAAACCUUUCAAUGACAAACCACCAACCGCUAACCACCGUAUGUAAUUAAGCGACGGGUCGUGAACACACAACUGUUGUAAGCCAAGACAAUAAUUGUUGGGCUAUCAAAUGUCGGGACGUGACGUACAAAAGAUCGUACCGAUAGCACAGCCGUUUGAUCUUUAGUCACUUCGCUGCUUGAAGUGCUGUAGUGUUGUAGUGCUGUAGUGCAUUACUGCUGCCUGGCCUUUUAAUGGGUUGGCAUUUGAUUAAGCUGUUACAUCAUUGCUGCGAUUGCUGGCUGUCACAAAACAAAUCUACCAUUCUAGAGUCUCACAUUUAAACAAAGUUAAAGUAAAACUUGGGAAGAAAAAAGGGGGGGGGGGCAGUCUUAAAACGCAGGCUUAUUUUUGGAUCAAUGGUACUCACAGGACAUGGCAAUCAUUCACAUGGUGCUUACAUCAGUUUUAGUUAAAGCAUUAAUGAAUUAUACGCUCGGAUUUAGACUUUUCAGGUGCGUUAGAGAAGAUGCGUACAGACACCGGCCCGCGGGCAAGUUCUGACUAGCCAAAACUUGCCAUCUGGUCCUCUGAGUAAUUUUCAGGAGCACGCUAUGAAAUAAAUUAUUAUAUACGUGAAUUUAAUCAUCAGGAUCAAGGAGGUCAUGAGAUAAGACUUUGAUUAUUUCAAUUCAAUUUCUCAUCAGUAAAACUUGGCACAUAAAAGUGGGUCGAAUUUCUCUCAUUGAUUUUAAAGCGUCAUUUCUUCAUAUUGAGUAUCAGUAAAAUUAAUGAUUUGGCUAAGCAUGAUUGAGAACAGUUUUUGUUGAAGAUCAUUGUUAAAACGAUGCCAUUACACUGCACACAAGUGUAUGGCCAUGAUAGUUAGAUUGUGUUACGUUGCCAUGCUAAUCAAGGACAUCUAUCUAAUUUCCGUUAGUGUCAACAUAUUGAGUAAACCGUUUACUAUCAUCACUAAUCAACGGUCAGAUUUUAUCAGUCAUCAAAAUUUAAAUGUACACAAUAAUUCAACAACUCCUAAACACAAAGAUUUUCGUAUAAAUCUUUUGUACACGUUUAUAUCGAGCAAUGGGGUGGGGGUGGGGGAGGGAGGCGAUACAAUUUUGUAUAGAAUGUUGUGUGAUCGGUGACGACUCUAUGAGCCAAGUUUCAGCUUGAUAGGUUGACGGGAAAUGGGUCAAUUAGCCGUCGGAAGAUUUUGCAAACACCCAGCCAGAAAGAAAAACGCGAAAAAAAAGAAGUUAAAAAAAAAAAAAAAAAAAAAAAAAAAAAAAAAAAAAAAAAAGAAUCACUUACCCCCGUGGGCGUCGAGGGUCGGGGGUCGGGGGUCGGGGGGGGGGUCAUGCCCUACACUUUGAGACUCUCAAACCGCGGGCAUUUCUUCCAACGUGUAGGGCGAACGGUUGUGACGUCACAUACCAGGUGAUCCAUAAUGUUGAUGGCAGAAAUAUGUACAAGUGAACCAUGGGAAAACAGACGACAUUCUUAAAGGAAAAGUCCUGUUGUUUUACUGUGUCGUGCGACAUCUGGCGCCUCACCGCGGCAGGUCGCUAAUAGGAGAUUAAUAAAAAAAGAAAUAAUAAUAAUAUCUAUUCUGUUUUGUCGUACCUACAGAUGAAAUGGGAAAUUAUUGAUUAUGUCCAGAGUGAUAAAUCAAACAUGUUGGCUAUCUAUUGGUAGAGAUGCUAUUGUGUGGCUGUUUCGGUUUGGUAGCUAUAUGAAUAGUAGCUAUGUGUAAAGAAAAUCUAAAACAAUGUCGCAAAGUCAAGAUAUGAUAACCAUUUUUGGGUAAGUUUCACACAGUUCGAUUCAUUCAUUUUUACUGUACAUUCUUUUCUUCUUUCUUCUACUUUGUAGUCACGGGAAAAUCGAGUUAGAAUUUCAAUUUUCUGUUAAAUGUAGUAAAUGGAAGUGAACAUCACUCCAACAUUUGGGCCGUAGUAAUAAUUUGAAAAUUGAGGUCUUCACUUCAAUUCGUUUCACUAUUUCUGUUUCGCCAUAUUGUACUAUACUGACUCAUUGUCACUCCCCUCUAACUGAUACACAACGCUUGAUAUUACUUGGGUGUGUGAGGUUAAGCUUUUUUACCUAUUGUUUUUAAAUGUAUCAUUUCCUCUAAUUGCUAAUUUUAAUGUGUGAGCCAAGGCUGGGGUACUGCGCUAUUAUAAAAACACCUUAAUAAUAACAAUAAUAAUAUAAUAAGAUUUUUUAAAAAAUAUUAUUAUUUUUUUUUUUUGCCCUUCUAUUCGUAGAUUACAGAGACACUAAAGAUGGCGAUGUUUGUUGCACGUCUACUGCCCCUGGCUGCACAACUCAUCUGGAUCAUUAGCGGCGCCUCGGCCCACCUGACAGAAAGCUGGUGCAAGGAGGCGGAGACCGACUGUCAUUUCGUGCUGGUCGUCGACUAUGGGUUAACCAUGAUGUUCAACAGAGACCUGGUCAAAGCGGACAAUGGGAGACUGUACAAGUUAGUCAUUAUCAUAGUGGUCUUUUUGUUUGUUUUUUUGUUUGUUUGCUGUAAUUUACUAACGGUAAACAAGAAGUUGGUCAUUGAAGUGGCGUUUGUUGUAAUUUGCUGACGUCAAAGGAGGGCCACAGCAAGAUGAUAUUUUAUUAUCUGUACUGUUUAAUAUGCAAUCGAUUUAAACGACAUACGGACAAUGUUCCUAAUUUAUUUAUGAGGAGUCACAUUGACGUUACAAUUGACGACACGUCUUACAUAACCACUUUCAAUAUAACUGAAAUAAAACGUUAAGGCAAUCGUGUUUACCUAUUUUAUCCCCACUUGUACACGUUCGACUACUCAAAACUUCAUAGACACACGAGUUCAUUCCGCCCCCCCCCCAAUAGCGGUUUUGGUUUAAUUUUAGUAGAUUAUAAAUAAUUUAUUUCAUGAUUAAAAAUGGUUAUAUUUGUGUUGAUGGCUGAAAGCAUUGAUCGCUUUAUGGUGAAAUAGUGAACACGCUUCAUAAAGCUCCACGGAUCUUCGAUUAAUACAAAUAGACUCUCAUAGAUAUAUCAUCAAUAUUUAAUGAUGUUCGGCUGGAGCAAUUAAUAUGAUAUUCGGCUUCGGCAUUAUGUAUGUAUGAUAUUCGGCUUUUGCAUUAAGUAUGCUAUUGGGCUCGACAAUUAAGUAUGCUAUUGGGCUCGACAAUGAAGUAUGAUAUUCGGCUUUUGCAUUAAGUAUGCUAUUGGGCUCGACAAUUAAGUAUGAUAUUCGGGCUGGGGCAUUAUAAAGUGCAAAACGACCACAUUCAGAUGUCCAGGAGAGUUCUGUUCAUUUUUAAAAUUAAAACAGAAUGAAAGACUGCAGAGAUAAACUGUAAAUCGCAAACAGGAUAUGCUAAUCGCUACUUUGGAUGAAAGAUACCCCAGAAAUAUUUCAUUGUUAGAUGAGCGGAAUUUAACAAAGUUGAGCUUUAUAAAAAAAAAACCUAAAAACAAAGUUUUUUUGUCUAAAUCCUUUAUAGAAUUUUGGUUUGCAUUUAUGUAAUUGUACGUGAUUUAUCAUUUAUGUAAUUGUAGCAACUAUUUUUUGGUACGGGAAUGUUUUUUUAAAUCAAACUUAGACCAUGUAACCGCCAAUAGACAAGAUAUAUUUUAAAACAAAACGUCUCAAAUACAUAGCACAUAGCACGUAGCACCUGGCACAUAGCACGUAGCACCUGGCCACAGUUCAACAAUUAAUCUCCACACGCGCCCAAUUGAACAAAUCAAAUGUCAUUCAUCUUCCCACUGAAAAACAGGAAACAGUUACUAUUGGGGGAUGGGGCUGGAGAUGGCGAUGGGUCUGACAAUUUGAUUUAAUGUGUUUUUAUCGGCAUCAAGUCUCUGUGCUAAGUUUCAGUCCGAUAGGAUGACAGAACGUGGAUCAAUUAGCCAUCCGAGAAUUUUGCCGCUAACCCUCGAAACAAAACGAAGUUAAUAUAAAAGAUUUAAAAAGAGGACAGCGUAAUCUCUAAAACCGUUUAGUAUAAUUAUUUUAUCAUUGGAGGACACUAGUGUCAUCUCUAAAACUAUUUAGUAUAGUUAUUCUAGCAUUUGAGGACAGUGUCAUCUCUAAACCCAUUUAGUAUAGUUAUUGUAUCAUUGUAAAUUUUAAAGCUCGAAUAAUCCGAUCAAAAUAAAUUUGGUCAAUCUGCAUUUUAAUUUUUUUAUUUUUAAAAUAUUAUUUAUAAAAAAAAAUAAUCAAAUCUCGAUACAAACACAAUAUAAUAUCUCCUUAUUUGUUGCAGGUAUGACGUAAAAAGUACAAACACAAUAUAAUAUCUCCUUAUUUGUUGCAGGUAUGACGUAAAAAGUACAAACACAAUAUAAUAUCUCCUUAUUUGUUGCAGGUAUGACGUCAAUGUUUCCCAUGAUGCCUCUCAAAUACCAAUGUCUGAGGUUGUCACAGCUGAUGGCUUCUACGAGCCGCGCCUCGUUAUGACUUUCAAUGGGACCAUACCUGGGCCUGCACUGCAUGUGUGGAGGGGUCAGAAAGUUCAUCUUAGGGUCAUCAACAAAAUGAUGCAUGCAAGUACACUAAGGGCUCUUUUUUAAUCCACUCUUGAUUGCACCAUAUCUUUGUUCACAAAUUAAUUUAGGUUAAGAUUUUUUUGUUGUAAAUUUUACCACGAAAUAUUCAUAAAUAAUAGCCAACACAUAAACACUGUGACAAGACAAAUAACAACCUUAUGUUUAAAAAUCAGUAUCUAAAGUUAAAAUGAUUGAAAGUCAUUCAAAUAUUUAAAAAAAAAUUAUCAAAAUGAAGAUCAACUUAAAAUGUAGUAAUUUUGAAUCUAGGAGACGACUUCAGUUCAUUUCCACGGUGUCAGACAAUGUGGUACACCCUACAGUGAUGGCGUCCCGUUUAUUACACAGUGUCCCAUUUUACCAGGACAAAGUUUUGAACAGAGAUUUGUGUAAGUCUUCCUCUGACAUAUUCGCAUUAUUGUACGAUUAUAUUAUAAAAGCUAGCGGGGCGUGACUUCGGUGUGUGGCGUAAUUAGGGGUGGGGGUGGUGGGUUGUGUCUUAGCCCUUGGUUUAUUUAUAACCAAUACGAAAUUCGAUCUGGUUUUAAUUGUCAUUUCGUCUCUCAUUGGUUUGUUCUGAACGUUAACAAAUAAUUAUCAUUUAAGCAUCGUUUUUUAAAUUCCAUGUCUCAACUGUUACAUCCAAUGAUAUUUUUUACUUUGAUUGACAGAGUUGACCAAACUGGGUCAUACUUCUACCAUUCUCACAGCGGUCCUCAAAUGACAAACGGAUUAUAUGGACCUUUAGUAAUACAUCCAAGGUUUGUUAGAUAAACUUUAUGGGUUACUGGUAACAGUGGGUGCAUCAUUUAAAACUAGGCCAGCUUUUCAAACAGUAAAUGUACCGCGAGGCGCCUGACACGUUACGUUAAUGUUUCUCUUAGAGCUACCUCCGACACCAAGAGAGACGAAAGUCCAGGUCCAGAAGUUGACGUGGCCGAUGAGUUUAUUCUGAUGUUUCAAGACUGGAACCACGAGUGGGAUUCGAACCUUGUCACCAUGAAGAUGAGGUGGGGCAUCUACUCAAGGGGACAGAAAUACCAAAAUACGCAGACUCAUGCUGGAGUCAGAUACAGGUACUAUGUUGUUUUCUUAGUCUUGUUUUAAGAAAGUUUUCAUGUUAACUAAGAGAACGCUUGUUUAAUUAUAGGUCAGGUUGGAUGUGUUGCAUGGCUCAGGACAAGAUUAAAAGAAAAUUUUACCAAAUAUAGCAAUAACAGAUGAAAUUAUUUUUUUUUUCUAAGAAAAAAAUAAACGUGUUGAUAUUCUAGUCAUUUAUCUGCAACAUAUACAUCUCAUGUAUCUCAAUUUGAAAACAUAAACAUGAAAAAUAACACUAACGUAUUCUUGGCCAAGCCGAAACGCUCUUGUCUCAUUGUCCUGUUUCUUAAUUCAAGCUUCCGCAUACCUUGUUCAACGAUAUCCUUAACACACCUUGAACGCGGCCCUUCAUUUAUUAUCCCUUAAACAAUAUUAUUGCAGUUUGACUCAAAACUGAUUUCAACGGGUAGCUAGUUACCUGUCAACUUAUUUGAAGCUUCAUCUCCGUAAUUUUAUCUCAUCCAACUUUUAUUUAACCCCAACAGCGGCUACGUGUUCCAUUCUGGUCUCAUCAACGGCAGGGGUCGUUUCUAUGACGACGGCGGCCACCACAACGAGGCGCCACUGUCUAUCUUUACCGUUGAGCAGGGCAAGCGCUACAAGUUGGUAUCAAAUUUGAUGUAUUGCUGACGUCAUGUAUGUAUUUUUGACGUCAGUGAUUGUAUAGGUGACGUCAUUGCUGUAUUGUUGACCUCGUUGAUGUAUUGUUAACGUCAAUGAUGUAUUGUUAACGUCAUGUCACAAGAAACUCACCAACUACCUUCAAAAAAUUUAUCAAAAUAGUACACUCCAAGUACCACAAAAAAAAUUAUCCUUCGUUUGCAGUAAUUAUAGAAACCUAAACAGAGAUAGAGAACUACAUUGAGAUCUUGGAGCAUGUACAUGCCUUGUUCCACCAUUUUUUGUUCUAUGCAUAUCCCACAUUUCCGUGUUUUUUGCAUUACACAUAUUUCUAAUGUCAGCAAAUUUCCGUGUUUGUACUAUACAUAUUCCUAAUGUUCUUGUUUGUACUAGACAUUUCCUAAUGUCCGCAAAUGUCCGUGUUUGUUCCCCAGGUUGCGCCUGUUUAACCCAAGUGACAUUUACCCAUUUCGUGUGUCCGUUGAUGGCCACCCUUUCCUCGUGGUGUCCUCAGACGGCGAGGACCUGGAGCCGGUCAUAGUGGAGUCGAUCAUCGUGCACCCUGGGGAGAGGUUUGACGUCAUCAUCAACUGCAAUCAGACUCGAGAAAACUACUGGAUCAGAGGACAAACACUUGAGGUACACAUCUUUCAGGUCAAACACUUGAGGUACACAUCUUUCAGGACAAACACUUGAGGUACACAUCUUUCAGGACAAACACUUGAGGUACACAUCUUUCAGGACAAACUCUUGAGGUACACAUCUUUCAGGACAAACUCUUGAGGUACACAUCUUUCAGGAAAAAAACACUUGAGGCACACAUCUUGAAGUGUAUGAAAAUAUGUGUUUAAUAUUAAGACCUUCGAAAGUGUGAACGUAAAACAAAAAACUAGCCAUCAAUCUAAUAAUAAUGCCCAUUUCUCCUCUUUACUAUUUAGGUGGGCCACACACACAUCGCCGAGGCUGUCCUUCGUUACAUCGGCGCAUCGGAAAAUUCUGAGCCUAAAUCUACACGAAGACGUUGCUCAGACCUUGACCCUUGCCUGGUUCUGAAUUGUCCAUUUCUCUACUACCCUGCGACAGCGCACACAAAAUGUAUCAAUUUCGACCAACUCCGGGCACCACGUGUCAAUACACUAAAGGUGAAAUGGGAAUAAAAUAGGUCAUAAAUAAACCAAUGAAUAAGAUAUAAAUACGAUCUUACAAAAUCCGGGCACCAUUUUUUUAAAAUUUUUGAAACGUAUAUGUCGAGAAAAACUAGUAAUGGAUUUAUAAAGUCAAAAUAUGUUUUUGAUAGUAGUUAAUCUGCUCCAGGAGAUUAUUUCGAGUACAAUAAUACAUGCUGUGUUAACAUGGUUGCAAUUAUUUUAUAUACAUAAUCUGCAUGUUUUUGUUGUUUUUUAUUGCACAUCCUUUACGUGUAUGUGUUAUUUCAUUGAGCAGCCAUCAAGCAGCAAUAAUUUGGUGGAAUACUUUCUCAACUUUGCUUUCCCUGGACAUACGGAGACCCCAGGCUCAGUCAAUGGCCGAGCAUUUGUCUUUCCACCAGCGCCCUUCUUGUCACAGGUAGGCCUGCUACACGUCAGGCAUCUUACUUUAAAAUACACUGAAAAAUCUUCUUUUUGUCACUAGCAAAUGUAAAGACAAAACUAAGAAAUGAAACUUAGACACCGAUGUAUUAUUGAACGUAAUUUUAAGUCAUGAUGCAUUUCACACAUCAACUCAAAGUAAUUUUAAUUCACGACACACGAAUAUUUAGUUUGAUGUCAAGUCCGACAACUGGAUUACAUUAUGGAAUAUCGCCUUUGUUGGCGGUGGCGUAAAAAGAGUUUUGUGCCACCCGGACGGUCCUAGGAUUUCCCGACCCUUCCUACCGAAAGCGACCACAUACAAACCAUUUUUAAAAACCUCUUUCAACACUGAUGAAUCGAAAGUUUUAAUGUGGAAAUUCUUCCCUGCUUUGGGUGAUCUUCAUGACAAAUAACUUCCGUUCAUGACUAUCUCUUUAUACAUCUCAAAGUUUCCACCACUGUAAGUCGAACUGCCUUGACAUUUGCCAACCCUGUUAAAUUACUUGUGAAUAUAAUUCAUCCAUAUUAAAUUACUUUAUACCGUUUAUGGUAGUUAGUUGAAUCCCGGAUAAAAAAAAUAACUUUGAGGUGUUGUAAAGUUGCCCACGAUGAUCUAUUAUUGUAUUGGCAGUAGUUUUAAAAUCUACCUUUCAUUUACCAAACACAGCAACAAAUGCUCUCUAUCUCUCUCGGUUUCACUAAAGACCAUGCACAUCACAGAUUACACUCGAUACCGAUUAACACAUAAUUAAGACGAUUAAAGAUUGAAAAACCACCAAAUAUUGCACACCACCAAAUAUUACACACCACCAAUAAUUACACACCACCAAUAAUUGCACACCACCAAUAAUUACACACCACCAAUAAUUGCACACCACCAAUAAUUGCACACCACCAAUAAUUGCACACCACCAAUAAUUACACACCACCAAUAAUUGCACACCACCAAUAAUUACACACCACCAAUAAUUGCACACCACCAAUAAUUGCACACCACCAAUAAUUACACACCGCCAUGUUUUGUUUCCCUCAGCCCCAAGAUGCGCAUGUCCAAUGUUCACGUGACCAGUGUGGCGACGAGAAGAUUUGCCACUGCCCUCACAUCAUCUCUUACUCACGAGAUGACCUCGUCCAGCUGGUCCUGGUCAACAUGGGGGCCGGGAGGGGCUGGGACCAUCCCAUCCACAUACACGGCCAUUCAUUCCAGGUGAGCUUAAGACAUAGUUACGCUUGAUUGAGUCAACUCAAGUAAAUUCAAUUUUUAUCUGUAAAAGUGACUGCAGUGGUUCCCAAACUUUUAGUAUUCUCAGCGCCUUUGGUUGUCACAAGUCGCCGCCCUAUAUCCAAUUUUAACAACUUCACAGCAAUGUAUUUAACAUAUGUUUUUAAUUAAAGGAUUGUACAACAUGAAAUCGAACACCUACCGAUCAUUUAUUGUAAUAAAGCUUAACAUGAAAAAUCUGCAGUUAUCACUACGUGAAAUACUGGUGUUCGCACACUAUCGCCGCUAGAUGUCGCGUCCUAUCACAUUGAAUUUAGAAAGGAAAUAAAGUUAUAUAAAUGUUGAUUUAAUCAGCUGUGCACAGCUUGGUAACACAGUGGUUACAGUUUUUCACUAUUUGAUAGUUUUUUUUCCCCACCGAAACACAAUACAUCAAUUACAGAGCUAAACAAGCAACGCUUUUUUUUUCAUAGAAAUCUGUUCAUUUUAUUUUAGAAAAAAAAAUGUGCCAUGCGGUAAAUCUGGAAACUAAAAAAUCAAUGGGUUUAGAUAACUUCAAGAAAAUCAGGCAGUGCUUAUUUAUGUUUUUGCCAUUGUCAAAGAAAUAAAAAUGUUAUCUUUCAUUUUAAUGAUAAAAAAACAUAAAGCCAGAAACAUUACAAUGUUUUGAUUAUCAAUUAUUUCUAAAACCAAUAGGUGGUCAAAAUAGGUUAUCCCACGUACGACGAAUCUUCAGGGAAGUUCAUCAAGGAGAACCAGGACAUCAACUGUGGCCAGGGAGAGCAUGGCACGGAGAGCUUUUGUAACAAUGCCAGGUGGGCUGACCAGACCUGGAAAUCUGGCAAUAUACCAGGUCUAGAGCUGACACGGGCCCCUGCUAAAGACACAAUAGUGGUGCCAUCUGGUGGUUAUGUGGUGGUCAGAUUUAAGGUAUGCAUAGUGGUUCCAGAUUUAAGCUAUGCACUGCACUUGUGAGAUGUUUUUUUUAAAAUGAAUAUACAGGAAAUUAAUUUUUACUCUUACGGAUUCAUCAUGAUUCAUUUAUUAGCACCAUGUUGUUGUUGUUCGUCCUUCACAUGCGAAGAUGACAAACGCUAUAUUACACGAUGAGUAUGCAUGUGGCCUGCCAGCUCCACCUGCGCCCGGAAAGCUUUCUUUGGGCAUGAGCGAUACACUUAUAAUCUGAGGAUUUUGCUCCAACAGUAAGUCUGCCCCGCCAGCUUGCAUGGUCCAUGGCAAGUGUCUCCCAUGAAUCAUUGUCAAUGUCCAUGGAUUUAAGUGAAGCUUGUAGACAGUCAUUGGAAUGGGGUUUUUCUGCCCACCAACUGAGCGCUUCCUACUUGAGAGUUCUCUGAACUACAUUCCUUUGGGAAGUCUGCUGUUUGGCAUUCCUGCGACAUCCCCCGCCCAUCUGUCUUGUCCUUUUGUGUAGGAGCUGUGUGGAUGCUGAUACCUUCAGCCGGUGUAAGACCUCUGUAUCAGGGACUCUGUCCUGCGAGCUAAAGCAAGGAAUUGUACGUAGGCAGUGUAAUGGAGAUGGUUUAGCUGUCUAGCAUGUCUGCUUUACACUGUACAUUAGUACCAUAAAGACUUAAUGAAAAGCCCUAUGACAAGCUUUUCCAUUUUUUUCUCCCUAAACUAAGAUUAAUCACUAAGAUUUCUCUGUAUGCGUUUACUAUUAAUCUUAUAAUCAGACUUUUGGUUGUAAUAAUUUGAACUGCCUUCUGUAACAAUCUCUGAGUAACUAUGAUACUGACAACAAAAGGAAGAGGAAAACAUUUUGUAAUCGAUACAAAUUAAAUAAAAACAAUAAAAAGAUGCGUUUCAAAUAAUAUAUUUUAGUUUAUAUGUAAGCUCAUCAUUUUGGUUUUUCUGUCAAACCUCGUGAACCAUUUUUUUAGGCUGACAACCCAGGUGCAUGGUUAAUUCACUGUCACCUUGAACUUCACAUGACCGAUGGCAUGAUCGCUAUGUUGAAUGAAUCUUUUCCCUUGUGGCCUCAACCGCCGACUAACUUCCCAAAGUGCAACAGUUUUCAUUGUAAGUGUUCCAAGUAAUUUUCUCGAACUGCAAAAAGUUUUCAUUUUAAGUUUACCAACUAAUUUCACUAAAUGCACAAGGUUUCAUUUUCAGAUUAUCAUACAUCUUCAGUUAUCGCAAAAAGAUGUGAACAACGUGUCUGAAACCUUAAAGUAUCGGAUGCCAUAUCAGUUCUUCCUUCGACUCACUAAUCAAUUGUUUAAUUGGUUGGGGGGGGGGGUGGUGGGGUUGUUUCUACUAAUUAUCUUUUCUGCCAACUAUCUUUAUGACAACUAUCUUUAUGACAACUAUCUUUAUGACAGCUAUCUUUAUGACAACUAUCUUCAUGACAGCUAUCUUUAUGACAGCUAUCUUUAUGACAGCUAUCUUUAUGACAACUAUCUUUAUGACAACUAUCUUUAUGACAGCUAUCUUUAUGACAACUAUCUUUAUGACAACUAUCUUUAUGACAGCUAUCUUUAUGACAGCUAUCUUUAUGACAACUAUCUUUAUGACAACUAUCUUCAUGACAGCUAUCUUUAUGACAACUAUCUUUAUGACAGCUAUCUUUAUGACAGCUAUCUUUAUGACAGUUAUCUUUAUGACAACUAUCUUUAUGACAGCUAUCUUUAUGACAACUAUCUUCAUGACAACUAUCUUUAUGACAACUAUGUUUAUGACAGCUAUCUUUAUGACAGCUAUCUUUAUGACAGCUAUCUUUAUGACAACUAUCUUUAUGACAACUAUCUUUAUGACAGCUAUCUUUAUGACAGCUAUCUUUAUGACAGCUAUCUUUAUGACAGCUAUCUUUAUGACAGCUAUCUUUAUGACAACUAUCUUUAUGACAACUAUCUUUAUGACAGCUAUCGUUAAGACAGCUAUCUUUAUGACAACUAUCUUUAUGACAUCUAUCUUUAUGACAACUAUCUUUAUGACAGCUAUCUUUAUGAAAGCUAUCUUUAUGACAGCUAUCUUUAUGACAGCUAUCUUUAUGACAACUAUCUUUAUGACAGCUAUCUUUAUGACAGCUAUCUUUAUGACAGCUAUCUUUAUGACAGCUAUCUUUAUGACAUCUAUCUUUAUUACAACUAUCUUUAUUACAACUAUCUUUAUGACAACUAUCUUUAUGACAGCUAUCUUUAUGACAACUAUCUUUAUUACAACUAUCUUUAUUACAACUAUCUUUAUGACAACUAUCUUUAUGACAACUAUCUUUAUGACAACUAUCUUUAUGACAAGCGCAUAUUAACAUUUGAUAAAAUAAAUCAUUACAUACUUUACCAGAAUUACAAAGAUUUUUAUUCUUAAAUUAUGCUCCAGAAAUAUUUUAGCUACAAUAAAUGAACACAGCCUAAUAAUAUUUGAUUACAUUAGUUCAUCUAAAAUUUCACAUUGUUAAAAAGAAAAUAAGAUCUUAUUUCAAUAAUUCUUAUAAUGAUUUCUUAUUUCAUACAAAUAAAUUUAUUUUGAACUCUCUGUGAAAUUUAAAUGCAUUUCUUUCAAAAGACUUUGUUUUUUUAAAGAAUGAAAUCAUAAAUGAGCCUUUAUUUAUUUUGUUGUGCAGAUGAGACCGACUACAUUGAACAGUUACAGAAAAAUGGGCCGAGAUGACACGUGACAUAUUAGCUACAAUUUACAGCAAGAGUUCAAAAAAGUUUAAAGAGCUUAGAAGCCCCUCGAAUUAUGUUUCAACCCUGGCCAUGUGAAUACAAUUAGUUUAAAUAAAUCCAAUCACUAUUGAUAUCGUUGUCUGAUCUCGUUGUCUGAUCUCGUUGUCUGAUCUCGUUGUCUGAUCUCAUUGUCUGAUCUCGUUGUCUGAUCUCGAUGUCUGAUUUCGUGGUUUGAUCUCGUGGUUUGAUCUUGUUGUAUGAUCUUGUUGUAUGAUCUCGUUGUCUGAUCUCGUUGUCUGAUCUUGUUGUCUGAUCUCGUUGUCUGAUCUCAUUAUCUGAUCUCGUGGUCUAAUCUCGUGGUCUGAUCUCGUUGUCUGAUCUCGUUGUAUGAUCUCGUUGUAUGAUCUUGUAGUUUGAUCUCGUUGUCUGAUCUCAUUGUCUGAGCUCGUGGUCUGAUCUCGUUGUAUAAUCUCGUUGUCUGAUCUGUUAUCUGAUCUCGUUGUAUGAUGUCGAUGUCUUGCAUUCCCUUAUUCGCUAGUCUUGUAAAUAGCUGUUACACAACUAUAUUGUUGAACUGAGUAACUUAUUUAAUCGCAAGCUAUUGUGAUGUUUCUUUCACUUAUAAAACUAUUUCAUGCUUUUUAUACUGCAUAUUUUAUUUUUCAGUGCAAUGAC
This is a messenger RNA of Lymnaea stagnalis (great pond snail), 16607 nucleotides long. The record is from the annotation of a GenBank genome assembly. NCBI's taxonomy places the organism in Eukaryota, Metazoa, Mollusca, Gastropoda, Lymnaeidae.